CCGCGGCACUGGGGACGUGCUCCCUGGGAAGAGGCUCCUUGUCGGUCUUUCAGCCUGCAGGCCAAGGCAGGCUGCCACCUGGGUUGAAGCCUCCAUGUUUUGGGGGUCUGCUCCUUUGCGGAAUAAGCAGCCAAGUGCAGCCUGUUGGGGCCUGGCCACCUCAGUCUGCUUUGCCCCACGACCGAGACAGGACAGCAUAGCUGAGAGUUGGAGGCCCCUUGGCUGAAGGCCUGGCCACGAAGUCCCGUUUGAGUUUGCAAUGACACACGGUGGAAACCAACAACGGGACGGUGUGAACAAGCAGACUUGCUAGGGAGUGCGCCCCAACAGCCGUCACGCGGGAAUGGGCCAGGGGCAGAACCGCGGUGUAAAAUGGUUCACAAAGCAAAUCCGUUCCUUCUGGCAAACGAUGCCUCAUUUUUUCUUUCUGUGUUUGGGCAGGUUAAGUAUUGCUGUGGUAAAAUCAGUUUUCUCUCUACUUCUCACUGAGAAACACCAGGUUUUUUUCAUGACCAAAGAUCUGUUGCUGUUCUGCUGAUAUUACCUCAUUAAAGUUUGCAGGUCAAAAUGUCUCAGACAGAAAAUAGUUAGGCUCACAAAAUACAUCAUCCUAUCUUGUCUCUAGCAUUUCAGUAUUCAAAAUGGAUAAGUGUAAACACGUAGGAAGGCUGCGGCUUGCCCAAGACCAUUCCAUCCUGAACCCUCAGAAAUGGCAUUGUGUGGACUGCAAUACUACAGAAUCUGUAUGGGCAUGCCUCAGCUGUUCCCAUGUGGCAUGUGGAAGAUAUAUUGAAGAGCAUGCACUAAAGCACUUUCAGGAAAGUAGUCAUCCUGUGGCAUUGGAAGUAAAUGAGCUGUAUGUUUUUUGUUAUCUUUGUGAUGACUACGUUCUGAAUGAUAAUGCCACUGGUGACUUAAAACUGUUGAGAAGUACAUUAAGUGCAAUCAAGAGUCAAAACUAUGACUGCACUACCCGUAGCGGCCGGACUUUGCGAUCCAUGGGAGCAAGUGAUGAUUCGUACCUUUCACGUGAUUGUGCCCAAGCUUUGCUUCGUAAUGAAGACCGCAUGUUCACGGCUUUGUGGCACAGGAGGCGUUCGUUAAUGGGCAAAGUAUUCAGAACAUGGUUUGAGCUAACGCCUACUGGAAAAAGGAUUUUGGAAGAAGAAAGGCAUCGGGAAGAGGCAGAGGAAAAGAGGGAUAGAGCUCGGAAGAGAAGACAAGAGCGAAAGCGUCGGUUGAAAGCAGAGAUGGAAAAAAUGCCUCCAAGAAAGAGUACUCGUUUACAAAAUCGAAGUCAAAUCUCAAAAGUACCAUCCUGUGUACAAAAAGUACAAUAUGAUCUGGACUUGCCUGCAGAGCUGAAAGGAACACAUACCUCAGAUGAAGUAAAACUGAAAAAAAUCAGUGACUCCCCAAUUAAACGAAGGCCUACGGUGACUCCUGGUGUAACAGGACUGAGAAACUUGGGAAAUACGUGCUACAUGAACUCUAUUCUGCAAGUACUGAGUCAUUUACUUAUUUUUCGGCAAUGUUUUUUAAAGCUUGAUUGGAGCCAAACUCAGGAGUUGCUGGCAACAGCAGUCAAUGGUAAAACAAGGUCUUCUAAGAAGUACCCUCUGGUUAUUGGCUCUGUGUUUCAUGUGAAUGAGAAUCAAGAGAAGGUGAAAGGCUCAUCUUCAAGGCGAUCUAGUUUAUCCUCUGGACUAAGUGGGGGGGCAUCAAAAAGUAGAAAUAUGGAACUUAUACAGCCCAAGGAGCCAAGCUCAGAGCACAUAUCUCUUUGUCAUGAACUACAUACUCUGUUCCAAGUUAUGUGGUCUGGCAAGUGGGCACUGGUAUCUCCUUUUGCAAUGCUCCAUUCUGUUUGGAGAUUAAUCCCAGCUUUCCGAGGUUAUGCCCAACAAGAUGCUCAGGAAUUCCUCUGUGAACUUUUAGAUAAAGUACAGCAGGAACUGGAAACCACUGGGACCAGAUACCCAGCUCUCAUCCCUGCUUCUCAAAGGAAACUUAUGAAACAGGUUCUGAAUGUGGUCAAUACCAUUUUUCAUGGACAGCUUUUAAGUCAGGUUACAUGUCUCGCUUGUGACAAUAAAUCAAAUACUAUAGAACCAUUCUGGGAUCUGUCACUGGAGUUUCCUGAGAGGUACCACUGCAAUGAGAAAGAGAUGGCAUCUCAGCACCCCUGUUUGCUAACAGAAAUGUUGGCCAAGUUUACAGAGACUGAAGCUUUAGAAGGAAAGAUAUAUGCGUGUGAUCAGUGCAACACAAAACGCAGGAAGUUUUCUUCCAAACCAGUAACACUCUCAGAAGCCCAGAAACAGCUUAUGGUAUGUCAACUACCUCAAGUUCUAAGACUACACCUUAAACGAUUCAGGUGGUCAGGACGCAAUCAUCGAGAGAAGAUUGGUGUACAUGUUAGCUUUGAUCAGAUACUAAAUAUGGAGCCCUACUGCUGCAGAGAAUCCCUCAAGUCCCUCUUACCCGACUGCUUUAUCUAUGACUUGUCUGCUGUGGUAAUGCAUCAUGGGAAAGGAUUUGGCUCAGGGCACUAUACUGCCUACUGCUAUAACUCAGAAGGAGGAUUUUGGGUACACUGCAAUGAUUCCAAGCUCAACAUAUGCACUAUGGGAGAAGUACGCAAGACUCAAGCUUACAUCUUGUUUUACAGCCAGCGAGUUACUCAGGCAAAUGGACACUAUAAAGUACCAUGUCCUAUCUCACCAUCUGAAAGCCAGGAGCAUACAGAAUUUGACCAUCUGAAAGAACACAGUAGCAGCUAAUCCCAAGCCAAUAUGCCAUGUACAGUAAGAGUUUAGAUUGUCAUAAAUUGCAUAUAUUUUUAAAGAAAAUUCAAGUACAGUAUUGAUUUUUUUUUUACUUUGUCUUAAUCAUUGUACACUAUGUUUUACACUUUUGUACUAGCUAAAGCAAGCACUCUAUUAGUAUAAAUUUAUAUGGACAGUAGGUAACUUUCAAAGUACCUAAAAUUUCUAUAUAGCUAUUUUUUUAAGAAGUAAUUGCAAUUUGAAUUUAACUCUUACCUCAGGCUAUUUUUAAGUUCUGUUUUUAUAUUUUUAUAAUCUUUGAAUUGGUUUAGAAAAAAAUGAAUCUCGAUUUACAACUGAUUUGUCUAAUUCUGGUUAUUUUUCUAUAUAUUUUUGUACAUUUUAUAGGAUAGUUCUUACAGUAUAUUGAUUCUUACUGUCUACAGGCAUUAGUAUAAUUCUUAAUAGUUAACAUUUUACCAACAAAGAGUUUCUAGCAAAUACCAGAUAGAAGCAACUGUUCUUUAAAUUAUUAGGAUUCCCCUGCCUCCCAGAACACCCCUUCCCCAAAAAUCUCUCAUAAGUAAUGGAUAACUUGGUCCUCACCAUUUUCCCCACUGGUGCCUGUGAAACAAUAUUGAAAAGAAAGAUGCCUACAAAUUCAUGUCUGAUUUUAAAUUUUACUCUUAAAAAAUUUCAGAGGGAAACAAUAGCUCGUGCUUAUUUACACAACAGUGUAUUUUCUGAAAACGGGGGUGGGGGAAGCAGAAGUUACUAGGAUUUUGGCUGAAAUUAAGGGAUUGUAAAAUUAUUAAUUAGACAUCUAAACUCUAGGGAACAAGAUUCCUUAUCUAAAAUGGUUAAUCUUGUCAGUGAAGAAACGUGAGAAAAUCUUGGUAAGAGGUUAGGCUUCUAAAGCACAUAAAACUCAAAACAUUAUGGGCAUCUGUCUAUGCAUAUCCUCUGGGAGGAGUGGGGGUGCUUUAAUUAGAGCAGCUCUGAGGUGCUCUAAUUAAAGCACCUGCAGUUUAAUGUGUGUUCAGUGUCCCGCACUUCAAAAUGGUGUCAGGAGCACUUUAACUAAAGCUCAUUAAAUGAGCUUUAGUUAAAGCAGCCCUUCCGCCAUUGUGAAACAUGGGGAUGCUGAAUACACAUGAUGCAGAGGCUCCUGGAACACACUAGUUAGCAUGCUCCAGCAGACUCAAUCCUAGCAUGCUCCCAUGCAUGCUAAUUGGCACAUUCAGAGCAGGGCUUCAUCAUGUGUAUAGGUGCUCCACAUUUCCAGGUUUAAAACUGUUUAAACAUGGUAAAUUAACUGCACUAAAAUUGAAGUUGCAUAAAUGAUAUAGAGUGUAAUCUUCUACAUUUUGAUUUAUGCUUCAAUAUCUCUAACUUUCAUACUUUGUUUCAUUUUUCUUACUGCUAGUAUUAGUUUUCUGUGCAUUCAGGAGAAUUUACUGGGCCUGAAGCCUGUGCCUAAUAAAAAGUCAACUUUUCCUUUUAUUCUCUAGCUAAUGUCAAGAUUAGUUGUUUGUGGUGCAAGAUUAUUUCUCAUAAAACCUAUGCAAAUAGUUACCUCACCUGUUAGAAAAUUACCUCAAACACAUGCAUAUGUACAUACACACAGUGUGGAAAGCAACUGUUUUACUGAGAUUUAAAUUCUGAUUACUUGUAUCUAGUUUCAAUUAUAAAACAGCACCAGGUAUAAAUCAUCUUUAACUGGAAUAACUACUGAAGGAAAAUAAAGCAUUAAAACUGUAGGUAGGUAAAGAGCUCUCUGAAGCAUUGCACACUUUUCUUCUUCUACCACUGUCUGUAAAAUUAAUGGAUUAAAUAUGGUACCCUGAUGCUUCAA
Molecule: messenger RNA, 4623 nt
Organism: Alligator mississippiensis (American alligator)
Lineage: Eukaryota; Metazoa; Chordata; Crocodylia; Alligatoridae
Gene: USP44
Product: ubiquitin specific peptidase 44
Exons: 6
Coding region: 642-2783 (713 amino acids)
Biological process (GO): protein deubiquitination
Cellular component (GO): cytoplasm
Molecular function (GO): zinc ion binding; cysteine-type deubiquitinase activity
Source: RefSeq, a predicted model, not a curated record